This is a messenger RNA of Aplosporella prunicola CBS 121167, 1456 nucleotides long. RefSeq lists its product as uncharacterized. The transcript is spliced from 3 exons. Gene Ontology annotation, cellular component: cytosol. NCBI's taxonomy places the organism in Eukaryota, Fungi, Ascomycota, Dothideomycetes, Botryosphaeriales, Aplosporellaceae. Gene Ontology annotation, biological process: fructose 2,6-bisphosphate metabolic process; fructose metabolic process. The coding region runs from base 28 to 1314 and encodes 428 amino acids. Gene Ontology annotation, molecular function: 6-phosphofructo-2-kinase activity; ATP binding; fructose-2,6-bisphosphate 2-phosphatase activity. The record is from RefSeq and is a predicted model, not a curated record.
GCCGAGGACACGCGGAUAUGCGUCGUCAUGGUGGGCUUGCCGGCCAGGGGGAAGAGCCUGAUCGCUACCAAGGUGGUCCGAUACCUGCACUGGCUGUCCAUCACGGCGAAGACGUUCAAUGUCGGGCAGUACCGGCGCACGGCGACGCCGACGCCGUCGGCCGACUUCUUCGACACGACGAACCCCGAGGGCGAGCGCCUGCGCCGCGCCGCGGCCGAAGCCGCCGUCAACGACAUGUGCAAGUGGUUCCGCGACGGAAAGGGCCUGGUGGCGAUUCUGGACGCCACCAACAGCUCCAAGACACGGCGCAAGUGGAUACAGGAGCGGUGCCAGGCGGAAAACAUCGAGACGCUGUUUGUCGAGAGCAAGUGCGACGACGAGGACAUUAUCAUGCAGAAUAUUCUCGACGUCAAGACGACGAGCCCGGACUACGCGGGCCAGGACCCCGAGCUCGCCGCCGCGGACUUUCGCAACCGUAUCCGCAACUACGAAAAGGUCUACGAGACGAUUGACGAGACCAAUGAGCGCAAUCUGACCUAUGUCAAGCUCAUUGAUGUUGGCAAGCAGGUCAUCAUCAACCAGAUCAAGGAUUACCUGCAGAGCCGCGUCGUCUACUACCUGAUGAACCUGCACAUCAAGCCGAGGUCUAUCUGGUUAUCGAGGCACGGCGAAUCGCAGUACAACCUGACGGGUCAAAUCGGCGGCGACGCAUCUCUCAGCGACCGAGGCGAGCUGUACGCGCGCAAGCUACCGGAACUCGUUCAGCAAUCCGUAGGCGACGGGCGCAAGCUGACAGUGUGGACAUCGACGCUGAAGCGAACAAUCCAAACGGCACGGUUCCUAGAGUUUGAGAAGCUAGAAUGGAAGGCGCUGGACGAGCUGGACAGCGGCGUGUGCGACGGGCUCACGUACGGGCAAAUCGAGGAAAAGUACCCGGACGACUUUGCGCAGCGCGACGAGGACAAGUACAACUACCGCUACCUGGGCGGCGAGUCGUACCGCGACGUGGUGAUCCGCCUCGAGCCCAUCAUCAUGGAGCUCGAGCGCAGCGAGAACAUUCUCAUCGUCACCCACCAGGCCAUCCUGCGCUGCAUCUACGCCUACUUUAUGAACGUGCCGCAGGAGCGCAGCCCCUGGAUGGAGGUGCCCCUGCAUACCCUUAUCAAGCUCACCCCUAAGGCGUACGCGACCAUGGAGGAGCGCUUGAAGGCCGAUAUCCCCGCUGUCUCGACGUUUAGGGAGAAGGGCAGCCGUGCGAAACAUCAGGAGGCGCAGGAGGCGGCGCAGGAGGCGCAUGACAAGCAGAAGGCGUAGGUCUUGCGUUCGUUUUUUGCUUUACUUUGCUCUGCUUUGCUUGUCUCGAUCGCUUUUCCGUUGCUUUCUUUGCUUGUUCUUUAUCUUUUAACUCUUUUACACACGUUUUGGUCAGAACAUCAGGGUGGGUUGGGACGGGGGG